UGACAGUUACGGUGUGCUUGUGGCAGCUGUGAAAAGGUGUAGUUGUAGCCGUUAAAUUUCAGAAAAAAGACCUUGUGUAUGUGUCUGUGUCUGUGUGGUCAGGAUCUGUCGACCUUAUCAUCUCCCAAAACUUCAAAAAAAGACAAGACGUCUCGUCGGGGAGGCCACUUCGUCUGACGAGGUGCAGGAAUGGAGCCCCUGCCGGGUGACAUCAGACAGCUAAUACAAGAUUGUGAGUUCUUUGUGACAGGUCUGCAGGAUGAGAACCUCAGCAGAGAAUGCUUUGAGACGCGGCAGUUGCUGUUGAAGAACUUCCGCGUCAUCUACAACAGAUAUCCACAGGAGUUUUCCUUUCCAUUGGAGGGAGGCCAUGAGGAGGGCUCGGAUGACAAUCGCAGCUCCAGUCUGGGGCGCUCUGCUCCCUCCGACGACCUCUCAAUGGGCUCAGACUACCAGGACGAGGGGGCACCCGAGUAUAAGGAGAUACCCGCGGUUGCUGCACAGGAGCUGAGUAAUAUAUUGAAACAGGGCUACCUGGAGAAGAAGAGGAGAGACCAUGGCUUAUUUCGAAUGGAGUGGCAGAAGAGGUGGUGUGUCCUUAGCAACACCAUAUUCUACUACUUCGGGAGCGAGAAAGACAAGCAACAGAAAGGUGCCUUCUACAUCAAUGGCUACCGGGCAGAGCUGGUCCCCAACCUCCGCAAGGACUCCAAGAAGAGUGCCUGCUUUGAGAUGACCGCCCCUGGCAGACGCUCGUACCAGUUCACAGCCAGCAGCACAAGAGAGGCCCGGGACUGGGUUGACCAAAUCAACUUCGUGCUCAAGGACCUCACCUCCACACUCAUCCCCUUUGACGACGAUGAGGAAGAGGAGGAGGAGGAUGAAGAGGAGACCUACGAUGACAUCGAGAGGGCCACGCCUCCGCCGCGCCCCAUGCCUGUUGCCGCACCAGCCCACCUGCCCCACAUGGGCCACGCAUCCCCCCAUCACCCCCACCCCCAGCCCCACCCCAUCGCAGCCUCGCACCGCAGGCCGGAGGGCUGGAAGAACCAGGACACCAUGGAGGAUGAGGAGGAGGAUGAGGAAGAGGAGGACAUCUAUGAAGUGCUGCCAGAGGAUGACUUGUCUGACGGUAUGGAGGAUGGACCAGACAGCAGAGCAAAAUCAGCGUCGUCUGACUAUGCUAACUACUACCAAGGGCUGUGGGACUGCGAGGCCGACCGGGCUGAUGAGCUGGCCUUCCAGAGGGGAGACCUCAUAUACAUACUCAGCAAGUCUAAUGAUGAGUGA
Molecule: messenger RNA, 1290 nt
Organism: Engraulis encrasicolus (European anchovy)
Lineage: Eukaryota; Metazoa; Chordata; Actinopteri; Clupeiformes; Engraulidae
Gene: skap1
Product: src kinase associated phosphoprotein 1
Exons: 12
Coding region: 190-1290 (366 amino acids)
Cellular component (GO): plasma membrane; cytoplasm
Molecular function (GO): protein binding
Source: RefSeq, a predicted model, not a curated record